CCCGCACACCCUUGGCUCUGCACUUCGCAAUAUCCUGCAUCUAUAUACAUAGGCCAACAUGGCGGAUCGCAUGUUGUCGCUCAACAUCCCGACCACGACGCUUGCUAAACUUCUCAAAGCCGGCUACGAGUCUGCAAAUGACCUGCAGGGCGCAACGCCGGAAGGGCUCGCAAAGGAUCUACGUAUAUCCGUGGAGGAAUCAACCCACAUCCUUGCGCGCGCCAACCGUGCCCGGGAGCCGCCUGCGAGCACGCCGGCAUCUGCAACGCCUGGCCCUUCAAUCGCGUUCUCGCUUCCUCUGACGCAGUCGGUUGCAGAGCUUACUGCCACGGCAAACACGCAAGGCGAUCUCAAGUACUCGACUGGAUGCCCGCCUGUCGAUCGUCUAUUGGGAGGAGGUCUGGUGCGCGGUGGCGUCGUGGAGGUCUCGGGACCUCCAGGGAGCAUGAAGGAACAUGUAUCGAUGGGCGCGAUGAAGGGCUUUGUGGAACGCGGAGACGGUGUUAUCAUUGUUGACACGCAAAACAUGCUUUCGCCGUCAACCGUCAUGACUUCGCUGAUCGAUGCCCAUAUACCCGCAGAGUCAAGAAGCCUCGUUCGAUAUACGCGUAUGCAUACACUCAUGGACCUUCUCAUCUUCAUGAGCAACUUGUCAACGGAAAUCACUGAGCACCCUGAGGUGGGGUUAUUGGUCUUGAACUCGCUUUCUUUUCCCUUUGCAUCGCCGGCCUACACAUCGCUCCCCCCGUCUUCCAAGAACAGCAUAUGUGACCGAAUCAAACAGACUUUGUCGAAAAUCUGCGCUACCAGGAAGUUGACGGUUCUUAUCACGACGCAGAUGGCCACGAAGCUCAUCAACGCGGACGGAUCUGCGGGAACCUUUGACACUGGGACCCGGGCCAUCAUGUUCCCCGCCCUCAAUAGCGCGUACCUUCCGUCUAAGCGUACACAUCGGAUUGUGAUUGUUCCACAUUCGCGAACGGAGGGCGUCUUACGGCUUUUGUCCUCGCCAGCUCAUAGUCAUGAUCGGGCAGGCGCAGCCACCGGAUCUUGCAC
Messenger RNA from Punctularia strigosozonata HHB-11173 SS5, 1056 nucleotides. RefSeq lists its product as uncharacterized. Gene Ontology annotation, cellular component: Rad51B-Rad51C-Rad51D-XRCC2 complex; replication fork; Rad51C-XRCC3 complex. The record is from RefSeq and is a predicted model, not a curated record. Gene Ontology annotation, molecular function: ATP-dependent DNA damage sensor activity; crossover junction DNA endonuclease activity; four-way junction DNA binding. Gene Ontology annotation, biological process: meiotic DNA recombinase assembly; DNA repair; reciprocal meiotic recombination. The annotation marks the transcript as partial. Lineage: Eukaryota; Fungi; Basidiomycota; Agaricomycetes; Corticiales; Punctulariaceae. The transcript is spliced from 8 exons.